Molecule: messenger RNA, 3042 nt
Organism: Nothobranchius furzeri (turquoise killifish)
Lineage: Eukaryota; Metazoa; Chordata; Actinopteri; Cyprinodontiformes; Nothobranchiidae
Product: THAP domain-containing protein 6
Source: RefSeq, a predicted model, not a curated record
UUGCCAGAUUCCCUGCUUUCCACGGGCUGGUAUUUCGAGACCACGCAGCGCCAACACGAGAGGAAGUGCUGUUGCAUCGAUGUUUGGAGAGUUUACAAAAAACAUUUACAUUUGGCAUGUUUUGUUCACUUUUUAACGACUAUUUUACGUCUGUUACUCCUUUACAUGCGCCUGAAGAUGUAUAAAACAUAAAUGCCUCGUUUGCUACUGAGUCGUACGUCUUCGUGCCCGCCAUAUUGGAUAGGGCAUCCAUUUCAGCACCGUAUGAUUAAAUCAGCUCUUUUGUUAACUUGAUCAUAUUUGACAAAUGCCCGUGUCUUGUGCAGCUUACGGCUGUAAGAACAGAAGGACACCUCUUAGCAAAGGCCAGGGGGUAACCUUUCACCAGUUUCCUAAAGAUGUUACACUUAGGAAAGCUUGGAUCUUAGCUGUUAGACGGAGGGACUUCAAGCCUUCUCGUAAAACAGUUCUCUGCAGCAGUCAUUUCAAAGAAAAGGAUUUUGACCGAACUGGACAAACUGUUCGAUUGAGGGAAGCUGUGAUCCCAUCCAUAUUUGAAUCAUUUCCGGAUCAUCUAAAGAAGGGUCCCAUAAAAAUCAGAUCAACUAGGACAUCACAGCGCACUCUUGAGCCAAGUAAUGAUCCCGUGCCUGUUUCUAAACCUCCAGAGCCUCAGAAGCCUUCAGCUUCUGAUCAUCACUAUGCUCUGGACCCUGGUCAAAUUAAAAUUAAGUUACGCGAGGCUCAAGCAAGAGUGGAGGAACUGGAACGCCAACUGAGAAAUGCCAAGGAUCGUGAGAGGAGGCAGAAACAAAUUUUGGGGUCACUUCUUGAUGAUUUAAAAACUAAAGGGAAGAUUUCAGAGGAACUACAGCUAAAGCUGCUCCAGGAGGCUGGUCGUGAAACCAGGAGAUUGGGUUCUGAUGAAGGUGCUGAAGCGAAACAGAUGGGGCAGCCAGAGGUCCAUUCGAAGUACUCCUCAUCUCUCCCACUGCUGUGAAUGUUGCUGAGAUACAUCUACCCCAGUGAAAGAUAAGAUGAGAACGGCUUCACGCUUGCUGAGUUCACCACACUGUUGAUGUUGGUGGUCGUACUCAUGGCCCUGCACUUGGGCCGCCUCUCAGAACCUGAUGGAACAACUGAGACAGCAGCAUUUGAGGGGGAACUGGAACUGAAAUGACAGAUUGGGGCUCCCCCUGAGCCCACCUACAUGACAACGUGACCUUCAUCCACCUUGGCUGAAAGCCCCCUUGGAAACAACUACAACAGGAUACAGCGAAGAAGAGACGCUGGGAAAGGAUCAACCACUUCAAGCACCUGCACCCAAAUCUCCAGACUGGUUUCACGGUCAAAGACCUGUAGGACCUUUUCGAGGACAAGAUCAGCUCCCUGACAUAUGGACAACUGCCUCGGCACGCCCUGCUAACUUUUCCACCUCUACAAACAACCAUCUUCUCGAGGUUUCUUCGCACUUUGGAAUGGGAAGCCCUGCUGGAUACAUCUGGAAGUGCAGCAUUUCUCUCAACCUCUACCUGCCCCGCAAUUGGUGCAGCACCUGUAGCUUGGCUCGGCUGCAACCCUCCUCAGAUCACAGAGGAAGGGGUCUCUCUGAAGACAUCAGAGCUGAAGAAAAGAGAGUUUAAGCCUGUUGUGGCUUUCCGCCCAUUCUCCAACCACAAAGGCCACACUCCACACAACGCGAAAGGACUCUUCUACAACAUCUUUCCCCAUCUUGGAACCGCAAGCCUGAUGAAAUGCAUGAACGAUGUUUGGUGGUCUCUGGAAACCAUCACCCCCAUCCUCGUUCCUGGCAGUUAAUCCAGAAAUAUAAAUAAUAAGGACCAUGUUAAUGCAACACCAUCCUGAUCCACUGGAUGGCUGCUUAUACUGAGCCAGGAUCCUCCGGAGGUUUCUUCCUGUUAAAAGGGAGUUUUCCUCUCCACUGUCGCUAUAUGCUUGCUUAGUAUGAGGAUUGCUGUAAAAUCACUGACACUAGUCAGUGACUUGAUGCAACUUGCUAGGUUCCUUAUAUAGGAAGCAUCAUUCUUCUGAUUGGCUUAAUGAACUGACCUGAAUUGGAAUGUUUAUUAUGUGAAGUGCCUUGAGAUGACUCUUGUCGUGAUUUGGCACUAUAUAAAUAAAAUUGAAUUGAAUUGAUCUACGGAAGAGGACUCUGACUUCCAAACCUAAUCUCCAACCACGAGUCCCAGUCCACGGACAUGCCCUUUAAUGAAGAACGCCUGGUUUACCUCAGCUCUGCCAUAGUUAGAGAUGCGUACAGUGAUAUUCCACCUUCAGUUUUCCUGCUUCACUGAAAGAUUUGUCUGCACCGUGAAGCUUUAAACUAAAGUCGCCUGAUGCUUUACUACACCGACCUGAUGUUUUCUGGGUAAUAUAUAGUUUGUUAAACCUUCCCAGUCUCCUUACAGAAACUGCCAUAGGUCUUCGAGUUGUGCAUCACAGUAAAUAUGUUUGGAAUAGUUUUUAAGUUUGUAAUUGUGUUGGUUUAGCUGAUUCUAUUUUCUAUCUCUGUGUACUGCUGUAAGCAGUUGUGUUUGCCUUAUUUGUGUUUAUUAUUUUAUUUGUGCUUAUUAUGAUUUUCUUUUUGCUGAUUUUUGUAUUGACAAAUGAUUGCAGCACCUCGUGCUGUGUAACUCUGAGCCUUUCACAUCUGAUCGUAGUGUUUAUUACUUUGCUUAUUGUUUUCUUGUUUUAAUGCUUGUCUCAUUUUGUUUUGGUUGGUUUGAGUCAUUGCCCCUUAUGGCUACUGAGAUGAUUACCUUUCUUGUUUUACCUUUAUCUAUUUGGUUUUGUGACAUUGCAUGCUGGUUCAGCAAGGCAAACUACAGUUAUCAGCUCAUUUUAUAUUUUCUUUUUAUUUUCAUCUUUUAAACUUUAAUCAUUUUCAUGAUUACUCACAGGUUUAUAGGUUGCUACAUAAUUUGCAGCCAUUUGGGGAUCGCUAGCUAUUUUUGUGAUCUUUUUGUUGUCUGUCAAGUUUUCAUUCUUAUAGUUACAUAAAUAUUUACCUUAAUCACAUUA